CACGGUUUGCACCGUGUGACCCACGUUUUUCACAGUUUGUUGUCAUUCAUAUUGAACCGCUGUUGUGGUUGAAUUGGGUCUAGAGAAGUUCGUUUUAUUUUUUUUUUCCGGCUUGUGCCAUUAGCUUAAGAUGAACUCCAAGACAAACGGAGAAGAAGAUGAAGAUAGUCUGUUUCUGGAACACGUUUUGAAUAAACUGUAUGACUUUGGUAAGUAACGGGCCAGCAUCAAAAAGAAGCUAAAGAAAAAACGAAAAAAGCAUCAGGAAGAGGAGGAUGAGGAGUUCCCUACAGUCAAGGAUAUCUGCAGUGACACUGAAGACAGCGGGGCAGAUCAUGUUGGUACUGAACAUCAGCAGAAACAGCCAAAGACUGAACACAGAGAUCCAACCAUCCCGCAGGUGAACCAGGUGGAGGUUGUGACAUUUCACGACCCCACAAAGAAACCGAAAACCAAGCAGACACCAGCCCCAGACAAAAUGCCUGCCCAGAUAACGGAGAAGGAGGAAAGGGACCAGCCAGAAGAACUUAAUUUGGAAAAGGCUCGUCUUGAGGUCCAUCGGUUUGGAAUCACAGGCUAUAAGAAAGAGCAGCAGCGUGUUUUUGAACAAGACAGAGCGAUCAUGCUGGGAGCCAGACCUCCUAAGAAGGACUAUGUGAACUACAAGGUGCUGCAGCAGAAGAUCAAAGAGAAGAAGCAGAAAGCAAAGGAGGAGGUUCAGCCGGACCUGAAGAAAAAGAAGAAGCCGAGUAAUCAAAGGGACAAGAAGAAGAAGGUGUCCUCUGGCUCUGGCACGGCCCCCACAGGCCAGGUGGGCCGCUUCAAGAACGGCAUGCUGGUCCUCAGCUCCAAGGAGAUCCAGAAAAUCAAAGGCAACAAGCGGCGCAAAUAGGCGUGGGUGAAGAUGAGGUUAAGUCCUUCAGGAUGGGAAAAUAUAACAGGAAGAACUGGUAUACAGGACUCCGUCAGUGACUCAGCUUACUGCAGGACUGUUUGCAGUGUUAUGAGGAAGUGGACGAGAGCUGAAUGCAACGUGAGCUGUAAGGCUGAUUUCCAGAGACGUCACUGGUCUGCAGUAAAAUAUGGGAGUCUUAUUUUUGACAGACUGCUGAGUCAAGAAUCCAGUUUAUCGAUCUCCAAAAUGGACCCUAAUUGUACACUGUGGCAGGACGUUAAUGCACAAAACUGGAGACUUUGUCAAAUAAUGUUCCAUCACAGUUAAUUUAUUUUGUUUUUAUAAAUGACCCCUCAAAAAACCCCAA
This is a messenger RNA of Micropterus salmoides (largemouth bass), 1262 nucleotides long. It is a transcript of the gene fsaf1, whose product is annotated as chromosome unknown C1orf131 homolog. The transcript has 9 exons. The record is from RefSeq and is a predicted model, not a curated record. NCBI's taxonomy places the organism in Eukaryota, Metazoa, Chordata, Actinopteri, Centrarchiformes, Centrarchidae.